CCAUUAAACCUCAGAUGAAGAAGAUUAGUUUCACCGCGCUCUCUGUUGUUUUGUCGUGAUGAUGGCUUAAUACAAACGGUUAGAAAUGUUGUUUCUGUUAAUAGAGAAAUACAGUUUUUGGAUCAGGACAAUAAAUACCUGUAAUAUUCUCAUCCUCACAGUCGUGACUAAGUUUUGAAGCAAGCAGGAAUAUCUGGAGGAGUAUCAUCUGAACUGAGACCUGCUGCUGUGAAGAUGGUGUUUGUUAAAGAGGAGAGUGAGGAGAACACGAGUGAACCAGAAACAUGGAGAAUAAAACACGAGGAACCAGAAACCUGGAGAAUAAAACACGAGGAACCAGAAACCUGCAGAAUAAAACACGAGGAACCAGAAACCUGGAGAAUAAAACACGAGGAACCAGAAACCCGGAGAAUAAAACAGGAGGAACAAGGAGGCCUGAUGAAAGUGAAAGAAGAAAAACAAGAUCUGAAUGAAGUGGAGGAGAAACAUAAGGAUCAGAAAGAUCAUGAUGUCAAUGGAGAAAAAUCAGUGAAUUGCAGCAUUCAAAUAACAGACGUCAAAAGGCCUUUCAGCUGCUCUCAGUGCAGAAAGUCUUUCACACGUAACAAAAAUCUUAAGGAUCAUAUGUUAAUUCAUGCUAGAAUAAAGCCUUUCAGCUGUUCUCAGUGUGGAAAGAGUUUUACACAGAGAGCAAGCGUUAAGAAUCACAUGAGAAUUCAUACUGGGAUAAAGCCUUUCAGCUGCUCUCAGUGUGGAAAGUGUUUUACACAGAAAGGACAACUUCAAAAUCAUUUGGUAACUCACACUUCAGAAAAGCCUUUCAGCUGCUCUCAGUGUGGAAAGUCUUUCACACGUAAAGCAAGCCUUGAAAAUCACAUGUUAAUUCAUACUGGAGUAAAGUCUUUCAGCUGCUCUGAGUGUGGAAAGAGUUUUGCAUAUAAAGUAUGCUGUGAGAAUCACAUGUUAAUUCAUGCUGGAAUAAAGUCUUUCAGCUGCUCUCAGUGUGGAAAGAGUUUCACAAGUAAAGGAUACCUUAAGACUCACAUGUUAAUUCAUACUGGGAUAAAGUCUUUCAGCUGCUCUCAGUGUGGGAAGAGUUUUACACACAAAUCGAGCCUUAAGAGGCACAUGUUAAUUCAUGCUGGGAAAAAGCCUUUCUCCUGCUCCCAGUGUGGAAAAACUUUUAGAGAUAAAUCUAACCUUAAGGAUCACAUGGUAAUUCAUACUGGGAAAAAGCCUUUCACCUGCUCUCAAUGUGGAAAAACUUGUACACAGAAAGGACAACUUAAGAUUCAUUUGCUAACUCACUCUUCAGAAAAGCAUUUCAGCUGCUCUCAGUGUGGAAAGACUUUUACACAUAAAUCAAACCUUAAGAGGCACAUGUUAAUUCAUACUGGGUAAAAGCCUUUCACCUGCUCUCAGUGUGGAAACACAGAAAGGACACUGCAAGGUUCAUCGAUGUGCGUGCUGUUGCUUACUCUUUGUUAGAUGAUUCCCACCCUAUGUAUCACAAGUUUCACCUUCUCCCUUCUGGCAUUUGUUAUAGAACCCCUAUUAGUAAAACAAAUCAGUUUAGACCUUCAUUCAUCCCCUCAGCUGUAAAGUUUUUAAAUUUCAGUUAAGAACUUUUUAGGAACGAAAUGUGCUGUGUUUUUUUUGUAUUUUGUUUUUGUUGUUUAUGUUAAAUGAUUGUUUGCUGCAACCAAAUUGCCUUCGGAAAAUGAAUAAAGAUGAACUGAACCUGC
Messenger RNA from Onychostoma macrolepis, 1745 nucleotides. Its product is annotated as gastrula zinc finger protein XlCGF8.2DB-like. The record is from RefSeq and is a predicted model, not a curated record. The transcript is spliced from 2 exons. Lineage: Eukaryota; Metazoa; Chordata; Actinopteri; Cypriniformes; Cyprinidae. The coding region runs from base 235 to 1401 and encodes 388 amino acids. Gene Ontology annotation, biological process: regulation of transcription by RNA polymerase II. Gene Ontology annotation, molecular function: DNA-binding transcription factor activity; RNA polymerase II cis-regulatory region sequence-specific DNA binding.